GCUGGGUGUGAGACUGACUCCCCGCCGGAAGCGGAGCGCUGCCUGCUGCAAUGGGCCAUGACGAUGGCUGCAGGCGCCGGCGUUGCCGGGCAGAAGCAUCCCCCCGAGGGAAGAGCCAAGCGCCUGGGGCGCCCCCGGAGUCAGCAGUGUGCAAGCGGCACCCCUGAACCUGCCGGAGCCGGCUCCGUUGGAGUUGGGUGGUGUUUUUCUGAAUUGUGUGGGCAGGAAGGCUGGGGAUGAACCACGCUCCUGCUGCUUCUCAUUGUUCGGCAACAAACCCGGCCGUGCCCGAUUGUUAUGCAAAUUUCCCCGCUUUGCUCCCUGACUCCCAAUUCCGGGCUGGAAAAAAAAAAGAUAUUUUAUUCGCCUGCCCGGGCCGAAACUACAAUCAUUCGCCUUCUGCGGCGGGUGUGUGUGUGGUGGGGGUGUAAAUCUUACUGCGUGGACGUGGAGAGUGGGUGAUUUUGCUAAUGCUGACGCGCUUUUAAGUGUGGAGGAACCGGAAGAGAAAGGGUUAACUUGUCACCCGUGCUGCGCUUAAGGGACUCGGUCUGUAGGCAGAGUCGCGUUUUAUUUAGCGUGUAGCCAAAACGGAUUGACGAAUGGGAGCGAUUCUUGGCUUUGUGGGGCGCUCAGUUCAUCCUGCAGCCUCCCAUUCAGCCGCUCAAGUCCUGCACCGUUUUGGAGGGUCAGUGUUGCAUCCUGUUUGUUUAGAGAAGGGCCCUUCCUCUCUGUGUGGAAAGGAGACAGAAGGGAUAAGUGUGUAAAGCAAAGGAAGCAAUGGGUCCCCCCCUCCACACACACACACACACACUGUUUGCAGCCUUAGGUACUGCUGGCAUCCCACUAAAGCACUGCUUGCUUUGAGACAGCUGCAGCCAACAUUUUCUUUAAUUCCCAAAUACACUUGGCAUGUGCAGUUUAGAAAGACAUGCACGACGGGACCCUAUGGAUCGUGCGUGUGACAGUGCAAAACAGCAGCCCCGGCCUGCCAUAAGGCAGCAGAACUGGAGGAGGGAAUGUGCUCUUUGGAGCCCUAGUCAUGGAGCAAGACCCUGUUGUGCGAGGUGCUGUACAAACACAGAACAAACUGUCCCAAAGAGCUUAGCUGCUUUGAACUUUAAACAGGAUGUGGACACAACGGAAACAUGUUUGUUGGUCUCAGUCCAGUUGCCCAAAGAACCAUCUGACACAUGCACUGGUCAUGAACUUAGAUGAUACCCUCAAAGCAGAGUCAAAAGGUUGAAUGGACCAUUGAGACUGAGACACAUUGCUGGAUAUAACCCUCACCCUGCUACGGCCCAAACGUGGAUACAGCGUGUGACAAAGACCCAAAUGAAGAAUGCAACAAAAUUAUCCAUGAACAUUUGCUGUAAUGUAAAGGUGUCCCCCUUAUGGAAUUCAAAGAACAGUUCGACAUCAUUUAACGUCAACUUUUGUCUAGUCUUUUGAAGAAUGGGCAUCAUCACUUUACAAGGCCAAAUAGAGAAUUCUCCUGUAAACACCAGUAAUCUAAAUUGCAGACUUCCUGGGACUAAGUAAUAUAUAAAAUUGGAUGCCGUACGGACAAUUUGUAAUCAGGAUAAAGAAGCUUGGGGAAAACAAGUAAACCGUUUUUAUAUAUUGAUAAGACGUUAUUUUAAUUGCAUAUUUAGCAAAACCCCACAAUUAUUAAAUGACAAUAUGAUUAUUGUGACUUCCUACAAGAUCUCACUUAGCAUGUCAGCUGUUUACAAAUGGAAAAGAGAGAGGAAGAUUAUGGUUCAGUCGAUCUCCAAAGGAUCAAAAGUCAAUACCUCAGUUUUGUAACUCGUCUCUUCAGCACCAUCCAAAGAUGUGAAAUUUGCUUCGCUGCAGAAUCCUAGGGCUGCUUUGGGGGCAAUAAACAGCUGACUCACGUCUGAGGAAAGCACGACAAUGGGAGUUCUCAAAUGAGCGUGCGGCAGGAAUAGGCCACCACCACCUACUCACUCACACUAAAGGUCUCCAGGAGGCGUUCUCCUGACACCAUGGAGAUUCUGUUCCUGAAAAUGCUUUUGCUGCUGGCUGGCGGUUUAGUUGGGCUCUUCUAUCACCUCUCAGAUCUUUGGGUGGGUGAGAAGAGAACAGUUCAGAACAAGCCGAAUUUCAUAGUCAUUUUGGCAGAUGAUGUUGGAUGGGGGGACCUUGGGGCCAACUGGGCAGAAACCAAGGACACUCCUAAUUUGGAUCAGAUGGCUGCAGAAGGAAUGAGAUUUGUGGAUUUUCAUUCUGCUGCAUCCACUUGCUCCCCAUCCCGUGCCUCCCUGCUCACAGGAAGGCUCGGCAUUCGCAAUGGAGUGACCCACAACUUUGCUGUCACGUCAGUGGGUGGCCUCCCCCUCAAUGAGACUACGUUAGCUGAGGUUCUGAAGGAAGCAGGAUACAUCACUGCGGUAAUAGGUAAAUGGCACCUCGGGCACAGCGGCCUCUAUCAUCCCAACUUUCGUGGUUUCGACUGUUACUUCGGGAUCCCCUACAGUCACGACAUGGGUUGUACUGACACCCCAGGCUACAACCUCCCUCCCUGUCCGGCAUGCCCUCGACACUCUGCAGCCACAAGCAGCCAUGGGAGAGAUUGUUACACCAAGGUGGCUCUUCCUCUCUUUGAAAACAUCACCAUCAUCCAACAGCCUGUGAACCUUGCUGGCUUGGCUGCAGAGUAUGCAGAAAAAGCAACUCAGUUCAUCCAGCGCGCAAGUGAAAGUGGACGCCCGUUCUUCCUAUACCUAGCGCUGGCCCAUAUGCACGUGCCCUUGGUCCUCGCUCAGCCUCCCUCCAGCUCCUCGUUCCCUGAGCCAUACCGAGCCAGCCUGAGGGAGAUGGAUGCCCUGGUGGGACGGAUAAAGGACAAAGUUGACGGCUGCGGGAAGGAAAACACAUUCCUUUGGUUCACAGGAGACAACGGCCCUUGGGCUCAGAAGUGCGAGCUUGCAGGGAGCGUGGGCCCGUUCUCCGGGGCAUGGCAAAGGCAACGAGGUGGGAGUGCAGCCAAGCAAACGACCUGGGAAGGGGGACAUCGUGUUCCGGCGCUGGCUUAUUGGCCUGGCAGGAUCCCUGCAAACAUGACGAGCGCUGCACUGUUGAGCACCACAGACAUUUUCCCCACCUUGGUGUCCCUGGCAAAGGCAAGCCUGCCUCCCAACAGGCGCUUUGAUGGUUCAGACAUGUCUGAGAUUCUCUUCGGGCAGUCGCACCAAGGGCACAAGACGUUGUUUCACCCCAAUAGUGGAGCAGCUGGAAAGGACGGAGAGAUAAAAGCGCUACGGCUGGCACAAUACAAGGCAUUUUACACUACAGGUUGCUACAUCUGCUGGAAACUAAUGACACUGCACCAGAGAUGGCUGCCAGGGGACUUCAGAGUUUUUCUCUGGGUUUCCAUUCCAGGCGGGGCGAAAGCCUGUGACGGAAGCAUUGGGCUAGAAGAGCAUCACCAACCGCCGCUCAUUUUUAAUCUGGAUCAAGACAUUCAAGAGCAGGUGCCUCUGGACGUGAAGGCUGGCGAGUAUCAGGCUGUGCUACCUGCGAUAACCAGGGCUCUGACAGACUUUCUUCAGGAUAUUGCAACAGACAACGUCUCAACAGCGGAUUACUCCCAUGAUCCAGCAGCGACACCCUGCUGCAAUCCACAGCACAUAGUUUGCCGAUGUCAGGUUAGCUGCUCUAGCUGUAACAGGGAGCCGUAGACAAGCGUUUCACACUGAAUCGGCUAGCAGGCAAACCAAGAGGGGCUUGGAUAAUUUGCUGCAGUAACUUUAACAGCCAUGCAGAGAUGAGUCAUUCAUACAGAAGACCUGGAAGAACUCAAAGAUGUGGCAUUUGUUUCUGUAGGAUGCACGAAAGAAAGAGGCU
This is a messenger RNA of Chrysemys picta bellii (western painted turtle), 3870 nucleotides long. RefSeq names its product arylsulfatase G (gene ARSG). The record is from RefSeq and is a predicted model, not a curated record. Gene Ontology annotation, molecular function: arylsulfatase activity. Lineage: Eukaryota; Metazoa; Chordata; Testudines; Emydidae.